Benincasa hispida (wax gourd) is the source of this 1018-nucleotide messenger RNA. RefSeq names its product DUF2996 family protein. Lineage: Eukaryota; Viridiplantae; Streptophyta; Magnoliopsida; Cucurbitales; Cucurbitaceae. The record is from RefSeq and is a predicted model, not a curated record.
AUUAGUGUGUGGAUCACAAAACUCUGUGCGCUUCGUGUCCUUGUAAGUUGUAACGAAAAAUGAGAAGCACUCCCUUCGCCAUUGUUGUCAGCUUCCUUCCACCAACGAUUCAUCUCUAAUCUUCACUAUCAGAACUCUUCCCUAAAUUGCUGCACUCUAAUCUUCGCUAUUCCUCUCCUCGAUUCAGUUUCAGAUGGCAAUGAUUCUCAAAGGAGGACGCGGAAUUGGAGUUUCAACUGCUACUUACUUUCCUCACAAUUCCAAACCUUCCCCAGUUUUCUCCCUUCACACGAUGGUACAUAAGCUUGCAGCUGAACGCAAAGUCGUAUGCUGCUCUACCUUGCAAGAAUCAUCUACUCCAACAGUUGCGGCCGAGCCAAAGGAGAUAAAGACAGUCCCGAAGGAAGCUCCAGCAAAGGCCAAACCGCCAGCAAAAGCUCCAGUGAAGCCACUGCCUGAGUUGAUGGAGGAAGAUGUCAUACCUUCGCUGAAAGCGAUUCUUGAAGCACAAGCCGAUGUCUCCGAUAUUGGACUAUCGUUCCAAGACAACAGAUUGGAUGGUUCAUUCUUGAAAAAUGGAGUUCCUUACACAUUUUGGGCUUUUUUCCCCAAUGGCCUCACAGGUCCCAAAGGGUUUUCACUAUCUUCAUAUGGCAAUGGAGGAAGCUCUGUUGAACCCUUUCUGGUCGAUGAGAAGAAAGUUACAGCAAAGCUUAUAGUUUUCUGGAUUGAGAAGCGUUUGGCUGCACAAGGAAUUAUUCCAGUCUGGAAAAACUAAUCAACAAAAAAAAUUAUUUUUUUUCUUUUCUUUUUAAUUUUUUUGGUUGGGGCUUCUUUGCAAAUGAUGUAUAGCAUAAUUCUCCAUUCUAUUGCAAUUUGCUCCUUCAACAAUGUUAGCUGAUCCUAUGAAAUGUAUCAACUUUUUAGUCCCAGAAGAUAAUUUUCUCCCUUUUAUACUAUUAGGAGCUUAAUAUGAUCCUUAACUAAAAGAAUGUAAAUUCCAUAAAAUUUUCAAUUA